AUGCGGCGUUCUUUCUUUGUUGCUCUACUUCUCCAACUGUCGCACGCCUCUGUGCGGGCGCUGAGUCUGUUUCCUACUUGCUCGGAAAAUGAAUACACAGGGGGUGGGCUUCCAGGCAAAGAGUGGGUGGUGCAAAGGUUUGACAAACCUGGGCGGAAUCUAACGAUUCACUGUCUUGCGUACGAAGUGAAACCGGUUGAUACCACUAACGCAAAAGACAUGGGCCCCGGGCCGUGCCAAAUUGACCACCAGACGGAAUUCUCGUUCCGCCUGUUUGUACGUGCCACGUACAAGGACAGUAAGUCUGGAGAGCAGGUUACGGAGGAAUACGAUGUGAAGGAUAUGGCAGGUGGAUCGCUCUCCGAUGUGGCAAUUCGACUUGCGCAUAAGUCAGACCUUUCGUUGGUGUUCGCUAAUACGGCGGCUAACCAUGAGUGUGGUCUGGAGGCGCGCGUCUCCUUCAGGUUUACACAUGACGCUAAGGUGGCAGCGGUUAGUGACGUUCCUGUACUGGUUGGUGUUCAACCGCGAAUUGUUCACGCAAAGAACAGUGUUCCGACUCGCUUCAUCUUCCGAAGCUCAGACAGUACGAAAGGGGGUGUCUCAGAACGCGAGGAGUUUUUCCUUAUCAGCGCAAAAGAAGAAUGCUCAACAAGCACCGGUUCCAAUAGCUAUUUGAUGAGUCACCCUUCCAGCCCGCCACUGUUUGACGAAGACUUCACCGGAGCUAACACUUCUACGUUCGCCGCCCGAGAUGUCUUCAUCGAUACCGCACGCGCCUAUCGUAUCUGUAGCCGCAAGGCAAACACGGAAGAUGUGACAGAGGUUGGUGUUGUCCGCAGCUUUGAGGUCAAUCCUUCGUACUACCAGGUAGUUGGUGGCCAGAAUGCUGACGGAAAAGUAUACGUUAUGAAGCGUACGACCAUCAAGUUCUAUGGAUCCGAUUUGGACACACGCCCCCGAAGGAACCAGGCAAAAUUUGUCUCAGAUACCGAGGAUUGCGACGCGUCCGCUGCAGGUGGCGUGCCAGAAACUCUUGCUCUUGAACCUGAAGAUAGAUUUGGACCAAAGGCGACUUCUGUGCUAUGGUCAUGGGUGCUCAAACGUGGGGGAGCCUAUAAGGUAUGCUUCAAGCGCACAGGAAUGCCGUGGGUAGAGGUGCCAAGUAUCGACAUCGUCAACAGUGCUGCCGACAUCACCAAUGCCGACGGUAACAUCACUUACAGACAGCCCGUUGACCCUGUGACAAAAGAACUCUGCCCAAUGGCACCACCCAACACUCCGGAGAAUAGGUGGAGCAUGUACAACAGUAUUAUGCUAACCCUGAAAAGUAAAACGUUACCGUCCAACUAUCUGCAGACCCUGAGUAAGGCUCUGUGCGUGCCACGUACGGCAAUGGCCCUGUCUCGCGUCACACACGGAAAGGACGGCCGUGUGCGGCUGUUCAUAUCAAUCUUCUGUGAGGAACUGGGUGAAGACCGCACAUGUGACACAGUAGAGCGUCAAAAUUACAUCAUAUCUGCAUCAAAGCAGGGUUCGGAAGCGCUUGCGGCGGCAGGCAUCGAAUCAGCAGAAGGAAGCAGGGAUAUGUUCGCGCUCGGUGACGACCCUAACCCUAGGAUGGGUUGGGGUCGCGUACUUUCAAUCUUUGCAAUAUGUGGUACAGUGGUUGCCGUCGCCUGCCUUGUGGUCUACGGAGUGCUUAAGUAUCGUGAAAACCGUCAGUACUUCGUCAACUUUGGAGUCGAAGACGAGGAUGUGGAUGAUAUGUACAUCUCCAACAUCCCAACCGCCGGUGCGGCGGUGAACUCGGCCGGUACGAAAGGCUCCGUCAUUGAGGUGGAGGAUUAG
Molecule: messenger RNA, 1851 nt
Organism: Trypanosoma brucei brucei TREU927
Lineage: Eukaryota; Euglenozoa; Kinetoplastea; Trypanosomatida; Trypanosomatidae
Product: Golgi/lysosome glycoprotein 1
Exons: 1
Coding region: 1-1851 (616 amino acids)
Source: RefSeq, a predicted model, not a curated record